This is a messenger RNA of Symbiodinium pilosum, 822 nucleotides long. The record is from the annotation of a GenBank genome assembly. Lineage: Eukaryota; Dinophyceae; Suessiales; Symbiodiniaceae.
AUGGCUUAUGCUUUGCAGAACCUUGCUGGUACAGCUGCUAAUAGAUCGCUCGACGCGGUUACAUGCAAUGUCCUGAAUCAGACCAAGCUGCUUUGGACGGCUGCCUUUGUGGUCUUCCGAAAACAGCGGCACUUUUCCUUCCGCGAGUGGGUUGCCCUCGCGAUGAUACUUCUAGCUUCGGCGCUGACAGCUUGCGAUGGCGAUAGCCUUGAAGCUGAAGGGCCCUGCUGGGGUCGGUGUCAUGGCAUCGCAUGCGCCUGCUUUGCAGCAAUGUGCUCUGCGUUUGGGGCUGUGUUGACUGAAGAAGCUCUGGUGAAGGGUCGGGACCCGUUUCUACUCUCUGCCGAGUUGGCUGUUGGCGGCCUUGUCACGCUUCUGCUGACCAUGCCCCUCCUGCAGCAGAAGGAAAACUUGGAAGAAAUGCUAUGGGGCUGGACAUGGGCUACGUUGCUUCCGCUACUGGCACAUGCUGGUGGGGGCAUCCUUGUUGGUAUCGUCACCAAGCGGCUUGGCAGUGUGAACAAGGCCAUCCUCAUGGUGGUGAGCCUGCUUUUGACUGGGAGUUUGAAGGUGCUAAUUGAGCGUCAUCUGCCCUCGGUCACAUCGAUGGCAUCCAUUGCGCUUGUCGCGGCCGGCCUUGCCCUGUAUUGUGAUCUUGGGCAAUGUGUGGUGGCCUUUUUCCAGCGCGAGAGACCAGUCGCAGAGGUUUUGCAGCCACUGCAAUUGCAUUGCAGCUGGUACCGGACCCUGCUGAGCCACCCCCAGCAGCGGAUGCAGCUGAAGGCUGAUGGAUUCGAGUGGGUGCGAGAGUACACGGCUUGA